GCCCGGGGUCCUUCCUUGUUGCCCAUGUGCGGAGCCCGGUGGCGGCGACAACAUGGGAGGUUUGGAGAAGAAGAAGUAUGAAAGGGGAGCAGCUACAAACUACAUUACCAGAAAUAAAGCCAGGAAGAAGUUGCAGCUCAGUCUUGCAGAUUUCAGGCGACUCUGCAUUCUGAAGGGGAUCUACCCUCAUGAACCCAAGCACAAGAAGAAGGUGAACAAAGGUUCCACAGCUCCACGCACUUUUUAUCUUGUCAAAGAUAUAAAGUUUUUGCUGCAUGAACCCAUUGUGAGCAAGUUUCGUGAGUAUAAGGUAUUUGUUCGUAAACUCCGUAAGGCCUUUGGAAAAGCAGAAUGGAGUACGGUUGACAGGCUCAAGGACAAUAAACCUGUGUAUAAGCUGGAUCAUAUUGUUAAAGAAAGGUAUCCAACCUUUAUUGAUGCACUCCGAGACCUGGACGAUGCAUUGUCUAUGUGCUUCUUGUUUGCAACAUUCCCUCGGACUGGGAAAUGCCACGUACAGACAAUUCAGUUAUGUCGGCGCCUGACCGUAGAGUUCAUGAAUUUUGUUAUUUCCUCGAGGUCACUUUGUAAGGUGUUCUUGUCGAUCAAAGGAAUUUAUUACCAGGCAGAAAUUCUUGGGCAAUCAGUAACCUGGAUUGUACCCUACACAUUUGCACAUGAUCAUCCAACAGAUGUGGACUACAGAGUAAUGGCCACCUUCACUGAGUUUUUUACAACACUGCUAGGUUUUGUCAACUUCAGACUCUACCAGACCCUCAAUCUCCUUUAUCCUCCAAAGCUGGAACACAAGGCAGAGGAAAAGGAGCUAGAGGAAGAUGAUGAAGCGUAUGCAAUGGACUCAGAAAGCUACAUGGAGAAACUGGCUGCAUUGGGUGCCAGUUUAGCUCGCAUGGUGUCUUCAAACGAAGAGGAUGAUGUGCCAGAUGAAUUCCCAGUGGAAGUGGAAAAUGCAGAACUGAUUGGAGAGAGGCAAAAGGAGCAACAAUUAUUAGAAAAACAGAAGAAGCUGUUUGAGGGAUUGAAGUUUUUCCUAAACCGAGAAGUCCCACGUGAAUCACUGGCAUUUGUCAUAAGGUGUUUUGGAGGCAUGGUAUCAUGGGAGAAGUCACUUUGUAUAGGUGCUAGUUAUCCUGUUACAGAUGAAACCAUUACCCACCAUAUAAUGGACAGGCCAAACCUUGAUAAACAGUUUGUCAACAGGUACUAUAUCCAGCCCCAGUGGGUGUACGAUUGUGUUAACAGCAAAACACUUCUUCCCGUAGAAGAUUAUUUCCUCGGAGUGACUUUGCCGCCUCACCUUUCUCCGUUUGUGGAAGAGAAAGACGGAGACUAUAUUCCACCAGAGAAGCUCAAACUCUUGGCCAUUCAGAGAGGAGAGAACACAUAUGAAAAUGAAACUGAGUCUGAGGGGGAGGAGGCUGAAGAAGAUGAGGAAGAAUCAGAUGAAAAGGAUGAAGGAGAAACGGACGAUGAAGGAGAUGGGGAUAUGGAUGAAACAGAAAAACAAGAUGAGGAAAGACUGAAACGUAUGGAGGCUCAGAAGGUGAAAGGCAAUAAACUGAAUGUGAAAGUAACCUCAGGGAUUAUGAAGCUGGAGAACAAAGCACAGGAAUCUGAGCGAGAGAAAGCUGAGGAGAAGCGCCUGGCCAUUAUGAUGAUGAAGAAAAGGGAGAAAUAUUUAUAUAAGAAAAUAAUGUUUGGAAAGAAGAGAAAAGUUCGCGAGACCAACAAGUUGGCGGCCAAGAGGAAGGCUUACGAUGACGAGCAGAAAGCUGAGAAGAAGAAGAGUAAAAAAAUUAAAUCCCAAUAAAAUACUGAAAAUCAUAGGUAGUUCUGUUUAUAUUGGACAGAAAGGAAGUAAAUUUGUAUAGUAAAGACUUUAUCUGCUCUUCUGAGAUGGGUUAGAUUUCAUGUGUCGCCAUAAUUCUGUAAAAAGUUAUUUAAGGCUUCUAUACAGAAAUACAAUUCCAUAUUGAAAUGUUUUUCUUACAGAGACUGUCUUCAGCUUGUGGAAUACUUGUACAAUUAUGUUGACUUUGUAUUACGAUUUUUAGGAAUCUUAAGCUGAAUCUGCCACUGUGGCAUUGUAAAUCCAUCACAGGCUGAACACUGCCAGUCCGCAAGAAAAUGUACUUGUACUUUCAUGGAAAAAUGGUGAAACAUACAGAAAUGGAUUUUCAUUCCAUUCUUUUCUAAAUGUUGUCUUUGCCUUAAUGAGCACCAUUAGUAUUUGCAAAAGAAAACAAUGUUUUUCUCCCCUCCCCCCCCCUUUACAUGCCAGUCUCAGCAUGAAACACCUUCAGAUCCACCUUGCUCAAUUCUUCAGGGAUAGGACAGAACAUAUCAAUUUCUUGUGUGAAUUACUUUUGUAGCUAUGAUCGAAGAUGAUCAGUCUUUGCCAAUGAAUUGCUGGGAGCUGGGCUACCAAAUCAUGUAUGUCGGAGGAAGAAAUUCCCCUACCUUAAUCUAGAUAACACUGCAUUUAUGAUACGAGUCAGAGUGUAAUUUUGUUUACACAGUUUUGUGCCAAUAUUGCUUGACAAUGUUUUUAUUAUUCAAGCUUUUCAAUUUCAUGCAUUGAUGUUUGUGUUGUAAAUCGGCUUGAGUAAAGUCUGGGGUGGGGAGGUGGAUAGUGGAAUCCUCAGAUACCAUGUGCUGCAUAGGAAUGUACCUUCAUCUAGAUAUUGUCAUUUAAUACAGCAAGAAGAGAUGAGGAUUGGAAUCCUAGAUCCGCUGUUCCUUUCAUUCUCUUGUUUGCCUGAUUUUUAAAUGUUUUUGUUGGGUUGCGUAAGCACACAGGGGAAAGCUUCAAAAUACUUGCUUCUCUUGGGAGCAGAAAGUGAAAAUCAAAGCUUUGGAAAACAUCCAGUACUGACAGAAAGCAAUUGAUAAACUGCGUAUUUUAAAAAUAAUUAUGUUUUAAGGUAUUUUUGGAAGUGUGGUAAUUGCCAGGGGUGCUUUCAAUGGCUUUAAAGGUUGACGGGAAAUAAACUUCCAGGAGUUUUGGUGUUGCUGCUUCGGUGGUAUUUGAGCAUCACUUUACAAACUAAAGAGUGGCCACGUUAUUUCUACCAGUGGAUGGAGCACAGGUUAAUCUAGGUGGUUAAACUAUUGUUGACUUAGUAAAAUUUGAUUACUUUGGGGGGAAAACAAAGAUCAGUGUUCAGCAGACAAAGUAUACAGAUGGGGGUGUUGGAAUUCUAAUGCAUUUAAUAAAUGCAGCACUAAACUGUUGUUGAAGUAUCAUUUAAACAACUGCUGGAGCAACACACAUUCACUGUUGAGCAGAAAGCCCUAGCUGAAUUCUCCAAGCUGAGAAGCAUGAGACUGUGUAUCAAUCCAGUCAGUUCCAUUUCCUUGAGGGAUGGUGACCAUGGGCUUAAUUGGACCUAAGUUGUGGCCAGAGAGUUGGGGGGGGGGGGCGGGAGCUCACCAGUGGUGACACAGCGAUCAGCAGCAAAACAAGUGGGUAUGGGGAAGGUUUGAGUAUCUGCGUCAAAUGUUGGCUAGAUUGGUUACGAUGGUCACAGGGCAACAUGGUCCAAAAAGGGCAUUACACAUUGUCCGAUACAUCUCUGUUGCAGGUCUCUUCUGGGGCUCAGCUGAAUAUCAGGUUUUCAAAUGUUACUUUGUUUAGGAGUGGGUGUGAAUGAGGGAUGAAUUGAUGUUGCAUAAAUAUGCGAUUGAAUUUCUAGUUAAAACUAUUUGUGUGCUAAGCUGCAAGAUAUAAAGCUAUUCAAUGAUUCCUGGCA
Mobula hypostoma (lesser devil ray) is the source of this 3773-nucleotide messenger RNA. It is a transcript of the gene pes1, whose product is annotated as pescadillo. NCBI's taxonomy places the organism in Eukaryota, Metazoa, Chordata, Chondrichthyes, Myliobatiformes, Myliobatidae. Gene Ontology annotation, molecular function: RNA binding. Bases 53 to 1831 code for a protein of 592 amino acids. The record is from RefSeq and is a predicted model, not a curated record. Gene Ontology annotation, biological process: maturation of LSU-rRNA from tricistronic rRNA transcript (SSU-rRNA, 5.8S rRNA, LSU-rRNA); ribosome biogenesis. The transcript has 15 exons. Gene Ontology annotation, cellular component: PeBoW complex; nucleolus.